AGGCGUUUUGUAUCGUUCAAGCGCACGGUAUCGGCAGACGCUUGCUGCACGUGAAGCAUGCUGCUCUGCUCGGGGGAUGUGCAAGUUUGGCGCGUCAGGCUUCGGCAUCAGAGAGUUCUCGGCACUCCUGCUCGUGCUGAUCGCAAUCUGCCUUCUUGGACUUUAUCCAGGAUAUGCUGCGGCUGCGGCGGCGGAUCAUUCGGCGAUCGACAUACAGGCAGGCGGCGACAUCGUUAUAGAUUUAGAUUAUCCGGUCGGUGACAAUGGAUCCAUCGUUGUAUUUUUUCAGUUGGAGGACGACUCGAAGUGGGAGAUUCUGCACGAGUGUUUCACGCACGUCGCAGCUGCGACCUUCUCGAUCGGUCUGCCGCUGGCCCUGCAUGUUAUUUUUGCGGAGGCAUCGUCGCCAAACAAAUCCCGAAGAGAUGCGAUUGAGAGCAGCAUCUGGGAAGUCGAUGGAGCCUUCACGCUGUUCGUUCAGACCUCACACGUCGACCUCCGCGAGCCCGCGCUGAUCCUUGAUCAGCUGGAGCUGACCGGAAGGAAGCGGCUGUCCUACGAGCUGGCGCUGGUCAUGGGCAGCACGGCGAGCGCCGAGCUCCUCAGCCGCGGGGCGCAGGCGCUGUGCGGGACCUCUCCCCAGGUGGUCUCGAUCUUGCAGCGCUUCCUCCGCGGGGGCGCCGGCGCCGUGGACCUCGUGGCGCCCCUCGGCACCGUCGUGGACUCCCAGGCCGGCUACGCGAGCGCUUCCCCGCAGGUGGCCCGCAGCGCCUGCUCGAGGCAGGCCGCGUGCCCCGACGCGCUGCUCGCGCCGGGGCUGCGGCGCCGGCUGGCCGGGCAGGCCGCGGGGCUCGGUGCCGCGGCGCCCGCCUUCGACCCCGAGGCCGCCGUCGCGGUCUCAGGCGGCAGCUUCUGGGUGCGCCACGGCGCCCUGCGACCCGCGGCGCUGCGUGGCCUGCGCCGCUCGCUGCUGGAGGGCCCCGCCGGCGACCGGCCCGAGGACCUGCUGCGGGGCCUCCUGCACCUCUGGGUGCCCAGCACCGUGCGCGCCGGCGGCGGCCUCCUCGAGGAGGCCCCGCCCGCUCCGAAGG
Messenger RNA from Prorocentrum cordatum, 1091 nucleotides. The record is from the annotation of a GenBank genome assembly. NCBI's taxonomy places the organism in Eukaryota, Dinophyceae, Prorocentrales, Prorocentraceae.